Thrips palmi is the source of this 3534-nucleotide messenger RNA. Its product is annotated as filaggrin-like. Lineage: Eukaryota; Metazoa; Arthropoda; Insecta; Thysanoptera; Thripidae. Bases 152 to 3406 code for a protein of 1084 amino acids. The record is from RefSeq and is a predicted model, not a curated record. The transcript has 3 exons.
AUUUGAAGGGCGGCGUGGCUUGCCGGUAAAUAAGUAGUUGGCGUGCUGCGGCGCGCGGCCAUUUGCGAGACCGCAGCAACGCAAGAGGGACCGCGGCACGUCCACGUCGCACCCCAGGGACACCAGACGCAGGUCCAGCGCCGACGACGACAUGGCCCCAGGACGGGCAGCCGCCGUCGUGGCCCUGGCCGCCCUGGCCGUCGCACUCCUCAGCCAGUCCGCGGCCGGUAACGUGAUCCGCUUGUCGUCCGCCGAGCACGGCGCGGGCUCCACCGCCAGCUCGGCCUGCAGCGGCGUCGUCCAGGGGGGCCAGGCCGCCCAGGUCCCCGCCGGGUCGUCCUGGUUCAACAGCGCGGGCUCGCUGGUGCUGCCCGCCGUCAGCUACGUCCUGCCCUUCUUCGCGCAGCCCGCCCAGGGCCUCGGCCAGGGCUACGGCCAGGGCUUCGGCCAGGGCGUGCCCCCGCACGUACGCAGCCUCAUCCUGAAGCAGCACGAGCGCAGCGACCCCGUGGUGGUGCAGCUGGCGGACCAGUCGCGCCUCGCCGGCACCUACGACGACCUGGACGCAUUCGCGGAGCACCACUGCGCGCAGGUCGUGGUGACCGACGAGUACCUCGUGCCCGUCGCGGAGUACAAGAAGGUCUGCGAAGAGAGCGGGAUUACCAUCACCACGGGCAGCUACACCACCGAGUUCCCCGACGCUGUGACCGAGCCGAUGACGCCGGACCCCGUCAAGGAGGUGCAUCACGAAGUUGUCGAGCACCACCACACCACCGUCGUGCACGAGAGCGAGAGCGAGCCGGAGGUCGUCCACGAGCAGCACCAGGAGACCCACCACAACGAGGAGCAUGACGUCAUCGUCGUGGAGGUCCCGGAGGAGGAGGAGGAUGAAGAUUCAUGCGAAGAGGAGGAGGAGUUUUACGAGGACGACGAGCUGUACCCCGGUCGCGGCCGCCACGGCCACCAUGCGCCGCGACGCCACGGCGCCCACGACGACUACGAGGAGGAGCUUGGACACCACGAUGACGUCAUCGAGUACUACCGGAUCCCCGCCGCGCACUACCACGCUUCAGGGCGCAGGGGCUACGCGUACGGCCCCGCGCACCCCUACGCACACCGCCGUCACCACGAGUACGUCGAGGACUACGACGACAGCUACGACGAGGACCACGUCACCACGAGGAGGAGGAAGACGGUGACGCACGACGACGACCACCUGCCCGAACACCACCGCAGCCACACCAGGAGGCGGAAGGUGUCGAAGAAGACUUCAGAGAAUCCUCACCCGCACCACAAGAAGGCCAAGAAGGUGCCUCACGGCCAUGAAGAGCACCACGAAGAACACCAUGAAGAGCAUCAUGAAGGACAUAGCGACACUACUCCAAAGCAUACAAAGAAAUCUUCUCCGAAGCCGAAGCACCAUUCCUCGACAUCCAAGCAGAAUCACGAAGAGCACCACGAAGGACACCAAGAGACAACACGCAAACCAAAUUCAAAAUCCACCAGCUCCAAACCGAAGAAGCAACCUGUAACAACGUCGAAGCCGCACAACGAAGGACACCAUGAGGAGCAUCAUGAAGAACACCACGAGGGUCACCACGAGGAUCACCACAACGGCCACCCGGUUACAACCCCCAAACCAAAGGCUAAAACCACCACUCCGAAGCCGAAGAAGCAAGGCACAACGCCCAAGAACGAAGAACACCACGAAGAGCAUCAUAAAGAGCACCACGAGGAUCACCACGAGAAUCACCACAACGGCCAUCCGGUUACAACCCCGAAACCAAAGGCUAAAACCACCACCCCGAAGCCGAAGAAGCAAGUCACAACGCCCAAGAACGAAGGACACCAUGAAGAGCACCAUAAAGAGCACCACGAAGAUCACCACGAGGAUCACCACAACGGCCACCCGGUUACAACCCCCAAACCUAAGGCUACACCCACCACCCCGAAGCCGAAGAAGCAAGCCACAACUACCAAGCCUCACAACGAAGGACACAAGGAAGCACAUAACACAGAACACCACGAUGCACACCAAAGCACUACUCCAAAUCCCCACCACCAUAAAGUUCGCAAGACAAUCACCACAACAACAACAAAACACAAUCCUGGCCACCACAGCGAAACUACAGAACAGCACCACACCGACACGAACAAAAAGGAGACCCACCAUACUGACUCCAAGCACUCCGAAGCACACAAGACAGACCAGCACAAAACCGAUUCCAAGCACGCCGACGCCCACAAGACCGACUCCAAGCACGCCGACGCCCACAAGGACGCCCACAAGACCGACUCCAAGCACGCCGAAGCCCACAAGGACGCCCACAAGUCCGACUCCAAGCACGCCGACGCCCACAAGGACGCCCACAAGACCGACUCCAAGCACGCUGAGACCCACAAGGGCGCCCACAAGACCGACUCCAAGCACGCCGACGCCCACAAGGACGCCCACAAGACCGACUCCAAUCACGCCGACGCCCACAAAGACGCCCACAAGACCGAUUCCAAGCACGCUGAUGCCCACAAGGACGCCCACAAGACCGAUUCCAAGCACGCCGACGCCCACAAGGACGCCCACAAGACCGACGCCCAGAAGAAGGAUGCCCACAAGACCGACUCCAAGCACGCCGAUGCCCACAAGGACGCCCACAAGACCGACUCCAAGCACGCCGACGCCCACAAGGACGCCCACAAGACCGACGCCCACAAGGACGCCCACAAGACCGACGCCCACAAGUCCGACGCCCACAAGUCCGACGCCCACAAGACCGAUGCCCACAAGACCGAUGCGCACAAGUCCGACGCCCACAAGGACGCCCACAAGACCGACGCCCACAAGGCCGACGCCCACAAGUCCGACGCCCACAAGACCGACGCCCACAAGACCGACGCUCACAAGUCCGACGCCCACAAGACCGACGCCCACAAGUCCGACGCCCACAAGACCGACGCCCACAAGGACGCCCACAAGACCGACGCCCACAAGGCCGACUCCAAGCAGUCUCAGAAGAACGACCAGAAGGCGGCGCAAGGCCAGCAGCAGUCCUCGGUUCACGCGGCCGCCAAGCAGGCGGAGCACUCGAGCGCGCAGAAGGGGCACGACGCCAGCAAGGCCAAGCAGGGCGUGCACAUGGAGGCUUCCAGCAACGGGCAGCACAACGCGGCCGCCGUCAAGGUGGACGCGGGGGCCAGCGCCGCGCAGCACCACGACUCCGCCAGCCAGCAGGCCAGCAAGGCGAGCUCGGCCUUCAUCGCCAAGGAGGCGAACGCCGGCGGCAACGGGCAGGCCAACGCGAGCUUCUCGGCAUCCUCGUCCUCCUCUGCGUCCGAGUCUGAGUCCGAGUCUUCAGGCAGCGACACCGAGACCGAAGUGAAGGUUGUCGUCGAGGAGUAUGAAGUUUAGUGCGCAACGCGUUGCUUUUUAUGCCACUGAUUUUCAUGCAAUUUGUUUCAUUCAUCAGUUUUCUGAAACUCCCUCUGAUUAUCAGGUGUGAUAACCCCGAAAGUUGAAUAAAAUCAUUUUUAUCCAUA